AGCUCCACAGUAAUCAAGGACAUUAAUCAGUACUGAUGUGUAGACGAUCUAGAGAGUUUAAUAGCUCCACACUUCUACCAACUACCUCAUCCUUUCACUGGCUGUGGCUGACCUGCUUGUAGGAGUUGUAGUCUUUCCUCUCACUAUGGAAUUCUCUAUAAGCUCAUGUCUGUACUAUGAUGACUUAUUUUGCAAAAUACGGGGCACAUUUGAUGUAUCAUUGUGUACAUCUUCUAUUCUGAACUUGUGUUGUAUUUCUAUAGACAGAUAUUAUGCAGUGUGUCAGCCUCUGACAUACAGAACUAAGAUAAAUGAUCAUGUUGUUGUGAUCAUGAUCUUAAUGAGCUGGGGGAUAGCUUUUCUAAUUGGAAUUGGUUUAAUAAUUGUAGGAAUAAACCAAGAACAAUGUACUGCAACAUGUUUCAUCGAUGUUGUACUGGCAACCCUAAUGGGACUUAUUUUCUCAUUUUACCUUCCAGUGCUUUUAAUGCUCUGUAUCUACCUGAAGAUUUUCCUUGUUGCACAGGGACAGGCACGCAGCAUCCAGAACACAAAGUCUGGAGCAACUGUCAGUAAGAUGGAGAGAAAGGCCACCAAAACUCUGGCUAUUGUGAUGGGAAUUUUUUUGAUAUGUUGGUUACCUUUCUUUCUUUUUACCACCAUUAUGUCGUUUAGCCAUGUUUACGUACCACUUGCUUUGAUUGAAUUACUUAAUUGGCUUGCACUGUCAAAUUCAAUGCUCAAUCCAUUUAUAUAUGCGUUCUUUUACAGCUGGUUCAGAUCAGCUUUCAGAAUUAUUAUUUCUGGAAAAAUAAUUCAAAGUGAUUUAACUAACUCAAAGCUGCUCUGAUUCACUGUUUGGUUAAUAUUCCAUAGAUGUGUCUAUAACUAUAAUGAAUAGCACAUUCACACACAAAUAUGUAUAUAUAGACAUGCAAUACUAUACACUUUGCUACAUCAGGGAGAAAAUGUAAAAACACAAUGAUGAAAACAUCUUUUGAGAGCCAAGGAUCUUACGACAUUAUUUUCAAUUUUUAAACAAUAAUGAAAAAAGUGAAUUGCUGCAUAUUAAUUACCAGUACAACAUUGCACACAAAAGAAGAAAAGAGAAGAAACUAAGUACUACCCAGUGACAUUCACUGGGUAGUGCUGGAUGAUUUCAGACUACAUGCAGGUUCAUAGUGAUAAUCAGUUCAAUUAUAUAAUUGGCAGUACUUUAAAAUUUAAUAACAUUUUAUCAUUUGAAAAAUGAACAGGUCGUCAGUCUAGUGUCUUGUUAAAAUCACUGGAGUUUUGAAAACUCUGUAACCUGUAUAAGCUAGUGAUCACACAGAGUUGCGAUGCUACCAAGGCACCCACCAAGAAAUUUGUAUGACAUCAUUAGCUACUGCUAUGCAUUUGCAACACUGUGGAGGGCAUUGAGAGAACUUAGUUUCUCCUCAUGUCUGUUUAAGUCAGCUGUCUGGUUGCCUGUGUUCAGUUAAGCUAACUUUACUUUAUUAAAUGCUAAUGUUACUUGUGUGAGA
Dicentrarchus labrax (European seabass) is the source of this 1526-nucleotide messenger RNA. RefSeq names its product trace amine-associated receptor 1-like. Bases 146 to 850 code for a protein of 234 amino acids. Gene Ontology annotation, biological process: adenylate cyclase-activating adrenergic receptor signaling pathway. Gene Ontology annotation, molecular function: G protein-coupled receptor activity. NCBI's taxonomy places the organism in Eukaryota, Metazoa, Chordata, Actinopteri, Moronidae. The record is from RefSeq and is a predicted model, not a curated record. The transcript has 2 exons. Gene Ontology annotation, cellular component: membrane.